This is a messenger RNA of Musa acuminata subsp. malaccensis (wild Malaysian banana), 663 nucleotides long. The record is from RefSeq and is a predicted model, not a curated record. Lineage: Eukaryota; Viridiplantae; Streptophyta; Magnoliopsida; Zingiberales; Musaceae.
CACCACACCCCUCUCUGCCCUAAAAACGCACGAGAUCGAGGCUAAUGCCCGGUGAGGGAGAAGGGGAGGCGAGCGAUCGGGCGCUUGGAUGGCAAGGGAGAGUAGAGGAUGAAUGGCGGAGGAUCAAGGAGCACGCCGAGACGUACCCGUACGUGUGGGGUUCGUACAUCCUAGUCUACGGCAGCCUCAGCGCCUACCUCGCCUACCGAUGGCGGAAGCUACGGCGGACGGAGGACCGCGUCCGAACCCUCCGAGAACGCCUCCGAACGCUCGUCGAGGCUGAGGGUUCGGCGGCGGCUGCAGGCACCGCCGGAUCGGCCGCCCCUUCGAUGCCGAACAAGUCGCGUGGGCCUUCUUAAGGAUUUUGUGUCCUCGAAAUCGGGUUUUAGCUGCUUAGCAUUUUGGGCCGAAGAAUCCUCAGUUCUGCUACAUCACGCAGUAAAAGGGAUCAAAAUUGCAACUUCUGUAAUUUUCUCUUGUCAUCGCAACAACUUUUUUACUACUGCAUCUCUUAUAUUGAACUAAAGGAGGCUCUUAUUUGAUGAACUUCCGUGAACAGGCUUUGUAACGCUGUGGUUAGACGGUUCUGUUGGGGAACGUAUAGUGUGAGACCGUAAUGUGCCCUUCCUAUCAGUCUAAUCCAUAUUUUUAUUAGUGAUUUUU